AUGAACGAAAAGAAGAAGAUUUACUAUCACUUCGCUUCGGACCCAAGCCGAGAAUACACUCUCAACCUUCCAUGUGAAGGUCGUGUCUCCUGCAAAUUUGCACGCCAACAUAUUAUCAUUCAGCAUACGGUCCGUCCCGAUUCCAAGUGCUUUUUUGAGCUCUACCGCAAUGUGAGCACAGACGCAGGCAACCCCAAAUAUAAGCUUAUUGAUAGUAACGAGGAUAUUCUUACUGAGACGCGCCUACUUGUUAAACGACGCCCAAUAACAAUCGAAGAUAUCAAGCAAGACGAUUACCUCUCAUUUGACUCGUUGGCUCCCACCCUUCAUGAUAUUAUUCAUUCUGAUAUGGUUGCAGAUAGGCUCUCAGCUCGCGAUAGUGAUAGUCUAAUAGACGCCAACAGACAAGGUAUCACAGAGCUUACUAAAGAUCUACUUACCACCCUUUUAAGUGAGAUUGACAACAAUCUAACCAUGACAAUAGGAAAAAAUACAAGAACAGACAUAAUAGGGCAAUUCAAUGUGGAUAACGCCCCACCCACGACUCGCGAGGGCCAGCAGUUCCUCAUCGGGCAAGCCAACCGCAUACAUCAGACGUUUUCAAAGAACCAAGCUGCUGAAGAAGAGCAAGAUGAAGACGAAGACGAUAAGGAGAAGACAACAAGCAAUAUAGCAGAGCUUUGGGAUAAAGUGAUGGGCUACCCCAAGUCUUUCCUCUGCCCCACAAAGCUUCGCGAAAGUGCGCAGACGCCAGUAUCGAGCUCUGCUGCGUCUGGAAACACUAGUCACAGCGGCCAUGGAAAUUGCAAUGCACAUAACUCAACUUUCUCUGGUGCCCAUGCCAAUUCUCCAGGAGCUCACGCUACUUCAGGACCUGUUACUGGUGCCCAUAUCCAGGGGCAUAGCCAUCGCCAGGAACCUCGACAAGGUGACAGUAGGCCUUCCGGACAGUACUUUUUGCAUAGUAAAAGAACAAGAGAGGUUAGUAAGGAGCCUAUAAAGGUCGUACUAACGGGGGUCCGCGGGCAAAAAUAA
Giardia duodenalis is the source of this 1035-nucleotide messenger RNA. RefSeq lists its product as uncharacterized. The transcript has a single exon. The record is from RefSeq and is a predicted model, not a curated record. The coding region runs from base 1 to 1035 and encodes 344 amino acids. Lineage: Eukaryota; Fornicata; Diplomonadida; Hexamitidae.